CUUUUUCAAACAGUUUUACUUGAAAUCUUCUAAUCUGGCAACACCGGGCUCGAGUUCCCUGCUACUGCCGCCUAUAGCAGGGCGAUAGCUAUCAUACAUACUGAGUGAGUCCACAUUUGGUUUGCAGCCUAUACGUACGUCUUUGGAAGCUGAGGUUGUUCCCAAAUGUCUGCACGGGUGUUGCUACAUAACGUAUUUCAGAUUGUCUGAAGCGUGACGCUCUUGUCCCCGUGUGACUCCGACCAGCAGAUGGCAGAGCAGACCGGCUUUCUCUCCAAUGUGACCCUGCUCUGCAGCUCCACGGUCAAGCGACCACCCACUGAACAAAAACACGCAGACGCAUGCACACAGAGGUGCAUUCCCACUGUCUGUGUCACACACUACAGGGCCACAUAAAGACAGAGAAAGAUAUCUGAAGAACAAGGCAGCAGCUGCACAGUCGGAGCUGAAGGGAAAUCAGCAGUUCAUUCUAGUAAAGAAGUGUGUCCGAUGGGUGGAGGCGCCACCCGGCUGUACAGCGCCCUGACUCAGACCCGCGGCAGCUCUCCCCUCCCCCUCCCCCUGUCCCAGCAGCCUGACAACACAAACCUGGAUCCAGCUUUCUGCCAGGAGCAGAAGGGGUCCCCUGCAUGUCCCCCCGAUCCAGCCGAGCUGCUUCGACAGUGUGAAGAGGCCCUCGGGGACCGACCACACCGCCUCCACAGGAAGUUCACUCACCUCAACGAUGGAGACAGCGCCCCCAGCAGCCCCAUCAGGGUGAUGCAGUGGAACAUACUGGCCCAAGCCCUGGGUGAGGGACUUGACAGUUUUGUCCAGUGUCCUCCAGAGGCCCUCAGCUGGUCCCGUAGGAAGUACCUCAUCCUAGAGGAGAUCCUCACCUACCGACCUCAUAUCCUGUGUCUGCAGGAAGUCGACCACUACUACGACACCCUCCAGCCGGUUCUGGCAGGCCUGGGUUACAGCAGCAACUUUUGCCCUAAACCCUGGUCACCGUGCCUGGAUGUGGAGGGCAACAAUGGCCCCGACGGCUGCGCGCUGUUCUUCGAUCAGUCGCGGUACGAGUUCCUGGACAGCGUGAGCAUACGCCUUACUGCCAUAAGGAUUCCAACCAAUCAGGUUGCCGUGGUGACGAUGCUGCGUUGCCGGAGCACGGGGAGAUGCGUGUGCGUGGCCGUGACCCAUCUGAAGGCUCGUUCCGGCUGGGAGUGGCUCCGCAGCGCCCAGGGCUCCGACCUCCUGCGACAGCUCCAGACUCUGGUCCAGAAACACGUGGGCGCCCCCAGCUCUGACAUUCCUCUGCUCAUAUGUGGAGAUUUCAACGCAAUCCCGACUGAGGAGGUGUACCGACGUUUCGCCGCGUCGCCUCUCGGUUUGGACUCGGCCUAUAAGAAACUCAGUCAAGACGGUUUGACUGAGCCGGAGUACACCACAUGGAAGAUUCGGCCUACAGGGGAAUGCUGCUCCACUCUGGACUACAUCUGGUACAGUCAGCACACACUGAGAGUGGACGCCGUUUUGGACAUGCCCACUGAGGAACAGAUUGGGCCAAACAGGCUUCCGUCCUUCAGCUAUCCGUCCGACCAUCUCUCUCUGGUUUGUGACUUCAGCUUCAAAGAGGAGGAGUAGGAAGGGACACAGUCGGGUUGGCUUCACUCAACAAUGAGGCGCGCUGAGGAGACGCCACGCGGGAGCGACGGGGGCGGGAGUGUUUGACAGGACAGAGAAACCAGAGUGGGACGUUGGUUACUGCACGUAGAUUGAAAAGUCAGAUAACUUAUGACGCAGAAGAGAUGGAUGCUGAACGGCAUAGUCUACCUCCCCACUGUGUGAGAGGGUUUUCUGCACCAAGUUAAAUCAUCUGUACUCAAACAUAAAUUGCACAGUGAAACUUAUGAAUGGGGUUUAUAUAUAUAUAUAUACACUACCGGUCACAAGUUUGAGGUCACUUCGAAAUUUCCAUUCCACUCCAUUAUAGACAGAAUACCAG
Sander lucioperca (pikeperch) is the source of this 1987-nucleotide messenger RNA. Its product is annotated as nocturnin-like. The transcript is spliced from 6 exons. Gene Ontology annotation, biological process: circadian rhythm. Gene Ontology annotation, molecular function: poly(A)-specific ribonuclease activity. The coding region runs from base 490 to 1626 and encodes 378 amino acids. The record is from RefSeq and is a predicted model, not a curated record. Lineage: Eukaryota; Metazoa; Chordata; Actinopteri; Perciformes; Percidae.